Peronospora matthiolae is the source of this 129-nucleotide messenger RNA. The record is from the annotation of a GenBank genome assembly. Lineage: Eukaryota; Oomycota; Peronosporomycetes; Peronosporales; Peronosporaceae.
AUGGGUGUGCUCGUUUCCGUGUCUCCUCUGGAGGUGACGGAUCUGCAGCAGAUGGUAGGCUCCCGUACAGUACCAAAGCGUGAGACGCACCGCCAACUGACUGGACGUCGGCUACACCGGGCCUCAUAG